GCACAGGCUCUCUCUCCACCCGUCCACACUACCGUCCUAGUCAGACCCUUCUAGGUCUCUGGUGCCUCGCUGUGCUUUUGCUCCGAAGUCGGUUCCUUGCGUGCCGAAGGCAGAGGCUGAUCGACCCGGCAACAACCUUUCAAACCACAGCAGCAGCACCUUGUCCACCUCUCCGUGGCAGCGCUGGUUCUUCGACAAUGGCGGUGAUGAGAACAGCAGCCGUUUCUGCUUGGUCGGGGGCUGCUGUGGUGGCUGUUCUGCUGAUAAACGCUGCUGAUGCAUUCGUAGUCAACACCGCAGCAGUAGGAGCGGGGUCUAGGGCCGGGGCGUAUCCGUCUUGGGCCCAGGCGCGCCUGGCUGGUCCGGCGUCGCGCAGCAACAGUGAGGCUCGCCGUGUGAGACAAGGCUCGUGCAACCUCGGGAUGAAGAUGGAAGUGGGGCCCGGGUCCUACGUGGCACUGGUGACACCGAUGACUUUGGAUGGAAUGAUCGACGAGGAGGCGUUGAGAGGGCUGCUCCGCUGGCACGUGGACAGCGGCACCGACGGCAUCGUCGCCCUGGGAACCACCGGAGAAGCGUCGGUGCUGUCCACGGCGGAGCGGCAGCUGGUGCUGGACAUCACGGUGGAGGAAGUCGGGGGGAAGGUGCCCGUGGUGGCUGGGACGAGCUCCGUGAACCCUCACGUGGUCAUCGAGCAGAGCGAACAGGCAGCGGAGCGGGGCGCAGACGCUGUGCUGGUGGUCACGCCGGCAUACGUGAAGCCGUCGCAGCAGGGGCUCGUGAAGUUUUACUCGAUGGUCGCGGAUCAGGGGGCGCUACCGGUCGUUCUUUACAAUGUCCCUGGACGGACGGCAGUCGACAUGGGAACGGCGGCGAUCGCAGAGCUCGCCAAGAACCCCAGAAUUGUCGGGCUCAAGGAUGCAACGGGGGAUUUGUCGCGUAUCGGGGAGCUCAAGGCGGCAUGUCCGGAGGGCUUCCUCUUCUACAGUGGGGAUGACGCGACGGGGAUGGAGUACUGCUUGGGAGGCGGGGACGGGUUGAUAUCGGUAACGGCCGAUGUAGCGCCCCGAGAAAUGUCGGAGCUGGUCCGGGCCUGCCGGUCGGGGGACAGAGAAGCGGCGGAAUCGAUCAACAGCAAGGUGAUCCAACUGCACAGCAAGCUCUUCGUUCAGGGCAACCCCGUCACGGUGAAGUACGCCCUUGCCAGGAUGGGUCGCUUGACGGACAUGCUACGUGUCCCGCUGGUGCCGAUGGAAGGCCAGUACAGAGAUGAGGUGGACCGGGCUCUGGAGAGCGCCGGCCUCUUGCUGCCGCAGCAGAGCGGGCUGUAGAAUGUUCUUACCGCAGCAGAAUAUUUUGUAGUUUUUUUUUGGUAUUGACCACGUAGUAAUGUCGGCACGUAGUGCUGCUGUGUGCAUUUUGUGCCGGCGAACAAGGAGAAGAAAAAAGAAAGCGCAGAAGAGGGGGCUCGGUUUUCCUGGAGGGAAAAGGCAUUGCGAGAUGCCCCGGCCGUAGUUUUGAUCAACAAUUGGUUCGAUCCAGUCAUGUGCGCGUUUUUUUUUUUUUUUGCUCCACUGCCUUCUGUGCGUUCUUCCCUGGCCAGCCAAGUGCUUGGACCGGGCAGUUUUGGCUCUCAUCGUUAGUGUGUCAUGCUAUCAGAUUUUAAGCACAGGAAGUAUUACAUUUUGUCUUGCUGUUGGUUUCCUCUGUGUCUUUGUUCCCGUUUUUUGUGUUAGCGUAUAAGCUGCAUCAUAUGGUGUGCUACUUGUGGUGUAAUCUUUCCCUGGUCGCAUGCAUAGGAUGUGGGGUUUCGAAGCUCAUCUUGUACCUGGAAAAGUUAUGGAUUGAUCGACCUACUCGAAACAAUAUCGAGUGACGCGGUUGAGCGCACGAUUGAUGGAGCAGCGAGUCAUCGACAUAUAUGGCGGGGUAUUGUUCGUGUAUGGCAGAGUAGUUUUAAGCAGACGGUGUCACGUCGCUGUUGUCUACCCUUUCCCCCCUCUUGCCCACUUGUCCCCUGUAGCCGACAAACCGGUCGUUUUUCUUGCACAAGAGGUACGAGUCCGGUCUUACCACAGAAGGUAGUGUAGGAAUGAACACCGUUUAUUUGUUUUUGAGAAUGUGUUGUGUGCGGCGUUCUUCGAUCAGGAAAAUCACGUGUUUAUUUUGUUUCUACUUAAACAUACGCAUA
Ectocarpus sp. CCAP 1310/34 is the source of this 2191-nucleotide messenger RNA. The record is from the annotation of a GenBank genome assembly. Lineage: Eukaryota; Phaeophyceae; Ectocarpales; Ectocarpaceae.